AUGGAGGCACUGAGGGCCGUCUUCACCAAGCCGGACCCCCAAGCCCAGGCCCGAAAAUGCAACGCGCUGCUCCGCACCAACAUCCGCAAGCUCGACCGCGACGUCAACACCAUCAAGCAGGCUGAGGCCAAGGCGCGGCAGCUCAUCUUGCAGGCCGACAAGCGGGGGCAGCGCGACCCGUCGCGCGCCGCGCAGGCCAAGAAGGAGGUGCGCAUGUACGCCGGCGAGGUGGUGCGCGCGCGGCGGCAGACGGCGCGCCUGUACACAGCCAAGGCGCAGCUCAGCUCGGUGCAGAUGCAGGUUAGCGAGGCCUUUGCGGUGCGAAAGAUUGAGGGGUCCAUCAAGGCGAGCGUCGGCAUCAUGAAGGACGUCAACAAACUCAUCAGCCUGCCCGCGCUCGCCGGCACCAUGCGCGAGCUCGGAACGGAGCUCAUGAAGGCCGGCAUCAUUGAGGAAAUGGUCGAGGACGUCCUACCCGAAGACAAUGACCUACUGCUGGAUGACGAGGCCGAGGCUGAGGUGGACAAGGUGCUCAGUCAGAUUCUGAAGGAGAAGAAGGAGACUACACCUGCUGCGCAACUACCUGCCGCGCCGCUACCGGAUCCCGAGGUGCCCGUGGAAGUCGAAGAGGAGGAAGACCCGGAGGAAAUGAUGGACCAAAUGCGGGAUCGUCUAAAUGCCUUGCGAAGCUAG
Messenger RNA from Cordyceps militaris CM01, 693 nucleotides. Its product is annotated as charged multivesicular body protein 3. Gene Ontology annotation, biological process: endosome transport via multivesicular body sorting pathway; late endosome to vacuole transport; protein transport. NCBI's taxonomy places the organism in Eukaryota, Fungi, Ascomycota, Sordariomycetes, Hypocreales, Cordycipitaceae. The transcript is spliced from 2 exons. Gene Ontology annotation, cellular component: ESCRT III complex; multivesicular body. The coding region runs from base 1 to 693 and encodes 230 amino acids. The record is from RefSeq and is a predicted model, not a curated record.